GAUCUCUCCUUAGCUAGAGAACAUAUUCAUUUUUUUGGAAUCGCUAUGAUCGAUCUAAAUCUUCCACCGACGAGUCUGCUUUUUGGCUUUUGCCGAAAGAUCGCGCUGGCAUUUCAUGAUGUGGUUCUGUUCUUCGGAUCAGCUUCCCUGAUCAUCAGCAUCAAUAUUCUGGUCUCACAGAGAUAAACACGGACCUUUACUUGGAUUCUCUUGUGAUCAGUUUUCACGUAAGUAAACUAGACGCAGAUUCUUCUCUCAUGUGGACCACCAAAAAACACCAUAUUAACCCAAAGAAUCAGAGAGGAGGAGGAGGAGGAGGAGGAGAAAGAAAGAAGAUCUAGAACAACGUACAGCAAAAUGAAUAACGAUACACGGGUCCCCAUUAUAAGAACAGAGUACUCCACCCCUAUCAACAGCCACCCCCAACCUAACCCUUAUAUCAACAUCUCCCUUGUGCCAGCAACAUCGUCUGCAUCUGGCUUCAGGCGUCCGACGGAUACGAUACUUGACACGUUGAAUAGGUAUGGAAAGAGGGUCGACGAUGUCACUAAAAGAGCAGAGGCCAUGGCCGGCAACUUCUGGCAUCACCUCCGAACUAGUCCUAGUCUCGCGGAUGCAGCAAUGGCAAGGCUUGCUCAGGGGACAAGGUUACUUGCCGAUGGCCAUGACCAUAUGUUCCAGAAAGCAUUUAAUGUAUUGGCAGGAGAGAAGCUCUUAAAGUCAUAUGCCUGCUAUUUAUCGACUUCCACUGGACCUGUGAUUGGGACACUCUACUUAUCCAAUAAAAGGGUUGCCUUUUGCAGUGAUUUGGCUAUAUCUUAUCAUUCACCCACAGGGCAGUCGGAGAGGAUGUACUACAAGAUUGUUGUGCAGCUUGAUCAGUUGGCAGCAGUCAAUCCUUCUGCUAACAACUUGAACCCUUCAGAGAAGUACAUCCAGAUAGCCACAAGGGAUGGCCAUGAAUUCUGGUUCAUGGGGUUUAUCUCAUUCGACAAGGCACUCAAGAAUCUAACGAAAGCAUUACAGCAGUCAUGAGAAUAUUCUGACCAGAAAAUGGAUAUAAAAACUAGAAUGAACUAUACUUCUGGUCUGAACUGUGUAUUGAUGGUAUUAAAAGUACGACAUUUUACAAAAUUGCUUGUAAGAUUUAGACAGGCGAGAAGAAUGGUGGACUGUAAUGUUUCAACCAAUAUUGGUUGAUGUUUGCUUAGACACUUACGUCGUUUUGUUUCGAACAA
This is a messenger RNA of Juglans regia (Persian walnut), 1238 nucleotides long. Its product is annotated as GEM-like protein 1. Lineage: Eukaryota; Viridiplantae; Streptophyta; Magnoliopsida; Fagales; Juglandaceae. Bases 358 to 1035 code for a protein of 225 amino acids. The transcript is spliced from 4 exons. The record is from RefSeq and is a predicted model, not a curated record.